Molecule: messenger RNA, 1567 nt
Organism: Calypte anna (Anna's hummingbird)
Lineage: Eukaryota; Metazoa; Chordata; Aves; Apodiformes; Trochilidae
Gene: DIPK1C
Product: divergent protein kinase domain 1C
Exons: 4
Coding region: 69-1310 (413 amino acids)
Source: RefSeq, a predicted model, not a curated record
UCCCCACCGCCUCGCCGCCUCCCCCUCGGGGCUGAAGCGGCCGCCCAAACCCAGCCCCGGGAGCGACGAUGAGGGGCAUCCCGGGCUUGAAGAGGCUGCGGAAUAAAAUCUGGUGGCGAUGCACCCUGCUGCUCCUCCUCCUCUGGGCUGCCUGCUGGGUGGUGGUGAGCGCCCUGCUAUUCCUCCUCCACAGGAGCGUCUUCUCCGAGCGCUGCACGGACGAGAAAAGCCACCGAAUCCUGGCGAGGCUGUGCCUUGACUACAGCAGUGGAGCCCUGACUGGUGACCUCUGUGAAGACCUGUGUGUGGCACAGAAGCUGGUGUACAAACACUGCCUUUACUAUGACCGAGGCAAGAAAGUCAUCCAGGCUGAUUGGAGAGGCCAGCCCAUCAUCCUGAAAUCCAAAAAGGAAAUCUUCUCCAGCUACCAGCAUCUCAGUAUGCUGGAAGAAGUGGAAACACAGGAUAUUACUGAAACAGAACUUCUGCUGAUGGUAGCCUUGGAGGUAAAAAAUGUCCUGGGGCUAGAGCUGUCUAACAGUACUGUGGGGCCCCUCUGGACAAGGAAAAAGGGACCGCUUUGGAAAGCUCAAGUGGCCAGCAUGUGGUCCUUGCUCCAGCAGGAAGAAUAUAUCUACUUCAGUUUGCUGCAGGACUUCAGCAAACACAUGCUACGAAUUAUUGGCUCUUGUGGACACUUUUAUGCUGUGGAGUAUCUCACAGCUGGACAUGCCUGGCACAAAACUCUUUUUCCUUUGGAAAAUGUGGUUGGUCCCUCCCUUGCUGGCCACAGAAGCAGGGUGAGAGCCAUCACUGACAUUGCACUCAGCUUUCUGGACAUGGUGCAGCAUUUUGAUAAUGAUUUCUCUCACCGACUUCACCUGUGUGACAUCAAACCAGAAAACUUUGCUAUCAGGCACGAUCUCACAGUGGUGGCUAUUGAUGUAGACAUGGCCUUUUUUGAACCCAAAAUGAGAGACAUCCUUGAACAAAACUGCACAGGAGACGAAGACUGUAAUUUUUUUGAUUGCUUUUCAAAAUGCAAUCUGAAAAUCCGAAAAUGUGGAGCACAGAGAGCCAAUAACAACUUGCAAGUGAUUUGUGACAAAAUAUUCCGUCGCUGGUUUUCCCCAAAUCUCAGAGGACCGUCGGUGUCCCUCCCCCUGCAGCUGCAGCUGCACAGGGCGGUGCAGGAAUGUGCCAAGCCGGGGCAUGGGGACACCGCCGGGCACCAGAGGACUCCAAAAUCUCUCUCCAAGUUAUACCACCUGCUUCGGGUCACUCAGAGAGAACUGCAGAGGGCAGGGUAGACACAAAAAGCAGAACUACAGAGGCUUCCUCCCAGCCAUGGCUAAGGCACAUGGCAUAUGAGGCAGCCGGGUUUCUUUCUCUCUCUUUCACCCCUUCUGCCCAUUGCACUACAUUUACAGCACAGAGAUUGUUUUUCUCCUUUGCAAAUGAAAUUUGUGGCUGCAGGUGCAGCACAUCCUGUUAAUAUCCUUUCAAGUGUGAAAUUGUUUUACAUUACCUGGAUUCUGUUCUUGCUUAUUUUCCUGAGCUAGCACUC